Molecule: messenger RNA, 1485 nt
Organism: Penicillium paradoxum
Lineage: Eukaryota; Fungi; Ascomycota; Eurotiomycetes; Eurotiales; Aspergillaceae
Product: FAD-binding oxidoreductase
Exons: 2
Coding region: 1-1485 (494 amino acids)
Molecular function (GO): FAD binding; oxidoreductase activity
Source: RefSeq, a predicted model, not a curated record
AUGACGUCCAAAUUUGAAAGUCUUAUGCAAGCCCUUCCAGACGCAGAGAUCUUUGUACCUGGGUAUCUCGGGUACGAGGACAGACUGAAACGAUGGAGCGCAUCAUGCAUCAAACCCGCUGCCAUAAUUGUGUGCCCCCGCAAUGCCUUCGAAGUAAGCAUUGCUCUACGAUACGCUGUGGAGCACAGGGUAUUUCCUCUUGCGGUUUGCGGAGGGGGUCACAGCACAAGUGGAGAUAACUGUUCCAGCGGGGGUAUGGUGAUAGAUUUGCGCAAGAUACGAUCAACUUCCGUCGAUUUGGAGAGACAGACGGUCACGUUUGGUGGCGGGUGCACCUGGGACGAUGUCAAUUGUGCGUUGUGGAAUCAUGGCCUUGCGACUGUCGGCGGGACUGUCGGUGAUACAGGGGUUGGAGGCCUGAUACUCGGUGGGGGCUAUGGAUAUUUGACUGGUCGGCGGGGGUUGGCACUUGAUUGUCUUGUUAGUUGUGAAGUGGUGCUGGCGAAUGGGGAUGUCGUCACGGCUAGCAAGGAAAAGAAUGCUGAGUUGUUCUGGGCGUUGCGCGGUGCUGGUGCAAACUUUGGAAUCGUGACGCAUUUCACCUCUCAGGGAUAUCCUCAGGGGGAUAGCUGGGCUGGCUUCUUGGGCUACCAGCCACAGAAAUUGCCCGCUCUGGUGGAGUUUGGGAAUCGUUUCAUGGCAGCGAUGGAUGGCAAUUCGAUGUUUAGCUUGAUCAUUGGCAAUUUCAUUCCGAAAAAUGGCUCUGGGAUAAUGGCGCUUGUCUUCUACAACGGACCCGAAGAGGAAGGGAAGAAAUUCUUCAAACCACUUUUUGAUCUUGAGCCUCUAGCAGAUACCACAAGCAUGGUAUCAUAUCCAGAUUUAAAUAUGAUGUUCAACAGAUACCCCCGAGGGCCCGAUGGCCGGCAUCUGCUUGGCGGUGCGAAUUUCACAUUUCCCCUAGAUGUGAAUGCUGCCCAAGAAAUCAGUGACUACUUCUGGGAAACCACAAAGAAGGCUGAGAAUGAGAACCUACGCGGUAGUACGAUAGCCUUUGAAUAUUAUCCUACCCAACAGAUUCGCCAAGUUGCAAUAGGAGAGACGGCCUUCGCAAAUCGUGGCCAAUUUGCACCUAUCUGUAUCACUGUCAACUGGACAGAUGAAUCAAAAGAUAAAAGUGCGCGGCUACUAUUGAGGAACAUCUCGCGGUAUAUUACCGAUAGAGUUGCUUGGAAGGGCGAUGAAAACAGUGAUGGCACUAGCGUAUAUGGCAACUACUUGAGUGAGCCUUUCGACUUUCUUCUGCGCUUUGGUACAUCAAGACUCGUAGCUAAGUCAUACUUAGGCAGCAUUACCAAGGCAGAAAAAGUCUACGGACCAAAUUCACCAAGGUUGAGAAAGCUCAAGAAGAAGUACGAUCCCAACCAUGUAUUCAGGAAGAUAGUGAAUUUGUCUCCAGUAGGGAAGGGUCAAUUGCUAGAGUAA